Molecule: messenger RNA, 1822 nt
Organism: Uloborus diversus
Lineage: Eukaryota; Metazoa; Arthropoda; Arachnida; Araneae; Uloboridae
Product: cytochrome P450 3A24-like
Exons: 14
Coding region: 88-1674 (528 amino acids)
Molecular function (GO): iron ion binding; monooxygenase activity; oxidoreductase activity, acting on paired donors, with incorporation or reduction of molecular oxygen
Source: RefSeq, a predicted model, not a curated record
GUGCCCGCGUCACAACGCAAUAUAAAUAUACUUCAAAAUCGGUUUCAUGCUGUCUUUGAAGUUAGUUUUCCUCGUGGCGUAGCAGAAAUGGUGGUCCUUCAACUUUUGUAUUCAACAAUCUGCAUUGUCGGAACAGUUAUUUUAGCGACUGUGAUAUAUGGAUAUUUCUGGUACAUAAAAAGAAAUGAUUGGUACUGGAAAAAGAUUGGAAUCAAGCAUGUUCCAUUUUCUGAAGGAAUGCUUAUGUUGAAUCCUUUUAGAAAGCAGAGAAUACAUGAGCUGAUUUCGAAGUAUUAUAAGAAAUAUGGAAAAAUCAGCGGGGCGGUUGCUUUUGGAAAUCCAACUUUACUAGUAGGAGAUCCAGACCUUUUGAAGGAUGUUUUAAUCAAAGAUUUUCAUAAUUUUCACUAUCGAAGGGACAUGAAACUUGGAGAUGAUCUUUUUGAUAACAUAGUUAUGUCUAUGAAGGGAGAUGACUGGAAAAGAGUUCGCACAAUCAUCACACCAGUUUUCACCACUAAAAGACUUAAAAUGAUGACGAAUGUUAUGAACGAAUGUGCUCAGACUGUAAUGAACGAAUUCGAAAAAAAGCUUGCCGAUGAUGGAAUUAUUGAUGCUAAAACCUCAUUUGGAGCUUUCACCUUGGAUGUAAUCGCAAGAGCAGCAUUCGCAACAAGAAUCAACUCCAUCAAUGAACCUGGAAAUGAAUUUGUGCAACAUGCUAAGAAAAUUUUUGGAGAUUUUUCAAUGAUAAGUUUCAUCUUGAUGCUGUUCUUGCCUUCUUGGAUUUCACGUAGAAUUCCAAUGGGAGGAAGAAGCAGUUGGGAGUUUUUUAGAGAUGUUACUCUUAAUGUCAUAAAGGAAAGAAAGCAGAAGGGAAAGAAAUACAAUGAUGUAUUACAACUGUUUAUGGAUACGUUAGAAGAGGAUAUUGAAAAAAAUGCUAAACAUGAGACUCCAAAAAUUGAAAUAAUUGAAGAUGAGGAAGACCAGUACGGAAGCAUUUUUAAUAAAGAACUUAGUCAUGCAUUGCGAUACAAAACUCUAUCCCAAGAUGAAGUCAUCGCUCAAUGUGUUUUAUUUUUUUCUGUCGGUUACGAAACUACUGCAGCAACUCUAACUUUUGUGGCCUAUUCUCUAGCUUUAAACCCAGAAUGCCAAGAAAAAUUAAUUCAGGAAGUAGAUUCAGCUUUUAGAAAUCACAAAGAAAUGAGCUACGAUGUAAUACGGGAUAUGAAGUAUUUAGAUUGUGUAGUGUCAGAAACAUUGAGAAUGUAUCCUGCACUUAUAAUGUCUGAAAGGACGGCAAGUGAAGAUUAUGAGCUGAAAGAUACUGGAUUAACGAUUGAAAAAGGAAACGCCAUAUCUUUUCCUAUAUAUGCAAUGCAUCACGAUCCAGAGUACUUCCCUGAGCCAGAAAAAUUUAAACCGGAAAGGUUUAUUGAACCCAGUCACCAUCCUCUUGCUUAUCUACCAUUUGGAGCUGGCCCAAGAAACUGUUUAGGCAUGCGUUUUGCUCUGAUGGAAAUCAAAAUGUGCAUGAGUAAUAUACUACGCCAUUACAGAUUUAAAAGGGCCAAAAAUACGAAGGUCCCCUUGGAAUUCAAAAAUGGCAUGGGAUUUUUAACAGUUGAUGAUCUACCAUUAAAAAUCGAGAAAAGAACCGAUGUGUGAAGCAAGACUGUGAUACUAUAAAAGAGAUUAGUUUAUUUUGCACAACAAAGAACAAAUGUUAUUAAGCUACUUUUGAAGAUUUUAUGUACAAUAUGUGUUGUAAAUAGUUUGAAGUGUCUAAAUAUUAAUAAAUUUUUUUAUAUUUUUA